Molecule: messenger RNA, 366 nt
Organism: Balaenoptera ricei (Rice's whale)
Lineage: Eukaryota; Metazoa; Chordata; Mammalia; Artiodactyla; Balaenopteridae
Product: endoribonuclease YbeY-like
Exons: 2
Coding region: 1-366 (121 amino acids)
Biological process (GO): rRNA processing
Molecular function (GO): metalloendopeptidase activity
Source: RefSeq, a predicted model, not a curated record
AUGAGCUUGGUGCUAAGGAACCUGCAGCGGGCGGUGCCCCUGAGGCGGGCGCGGCUCCACGAGAAGGUGCAGGUAAUGCGGAGAGCCCUGUGGGUGCAGAGGUUCGACCUGGGGGUCGUCUGUGUCGACAACAGAAAGAUUCAGCCGAUUAACAGAAUCUACAGAGACAAAAAUACCCCAACAGAUGUGCUUUCAUUUCCAUUUCAUGAGGUGACUGCCACCCACGGGCUCCGUCACCUGCUGGGCUUCACACACAGCACGGAGGCCGAGUGGCAGAAGAGGUACCAGAAGGAGAAGCAGGUUCUCGAGGAGCUGAGCAGGCACAAAGGGACCAGGUUUCAGCCCCUGAGCAGGGGCCUCUUCUGA